AUGGCUACAGUGUCUUCGCUUUCGAAUAAUGAUGAUGAUGCUUCCAGUUUACAUCAAUUACCUAAACAACGAAUGCCAUCAAUAACACAUAAUACAGCUAAAACACCGGAUAAUUUUGUACUCGGAAAUCGUCAUGGAACAUCGAAUCGAAAUGAUGAUAAUCGAUAUACUACAACAAAUUUUCAACGAGCAAAUGAAAAUGGUUAUGAUAUUGAAUUGCUGAAACAUCUUUCAAAUGAUUUUGCACAAUUACUUAAUCGAACAGAUAUAAGCGAUUGCCUACUCAAUGUUAGAGGUACUUAUAUGGCUGUUCAUCGAUGUGUUCUAGCUGCUCGUUCAAGUACUUUUGCUGCUGUUAUUUCGGAUAAUAUCAAUCGACUUGAUACAACAACAAGAGAUCAACUUAAAACACUUGUUGAAAAAAAUAAAUUAGUCAUUACGAUUGAUAAAACCGAUGCGGAAACUAUGAAACAAGUUGUUGUAUUCCUCUAUACAUCAAAAUGUGAAUUAAAUGAACGCAAUGCAUAUGCUCUUCUUGAUGCUGCUGGUCGAUAUGAUAUUAAAAGUUUAAAAGUACAUACUGGUCGUUAUCUUGCACAUCAUAUUAAUACAAAUAAUAUUUUAAUGUUAAUAAAAGCUGCAUAUAAAUAUGAUAAUGUAUUAGUUAAACAAAAAUGUAUUGAAUAUUUUAUUGAUCAUGCAAAAGAUAUCAUGGAUAUAAAUGAAUUAUGGAAAGUAUUUGCUGAAGAAUAUCCACCGAUUGUUGCUGAACUUUUAUAUUGGAGUGUGAAUAAAGAAGAAUUUCGAAAAACUAUACCUCAAUCAGAUUCAUAUUCACAAUGGUAA
Molecule: messenger RNA, 846 nt
Organism: Adineta steineri
Lineage: Eukaryota; Metazoa; Rotifera; Eurotatoria; Adinetida; Adinetidae
Source: the annotation of a GenBank genome assembly